AGAAACGUUGCAAAACUGUAUUGCAACAGACUAAACGUUUUGCAACAGUGAAUACACCCCAGCUCUGAUAGCACCAACGCACUCAUGCGAAGCUGUGGGUGGGAGGGAGUUGACCCGUUGUCAUGGGAAUGAGACUUUUUUCUUCUCAUGUUUUAUGCGCCCUUAAACUUGCAAGCAACACAGUGAGCUAGCUAGUUACUAAGAAUCCAUCGAUAAUAGAAAGCAAAAGAUUGUUUCAUAUAGAAAUAUUUGUUGUAAAACUUUGUCGGACUGCUCGGGGUUUGGUAGUCAUCGAGAAUCGGCUAGAUGAGCAGGUGAGCCAGCAAGCUGUUCAGCUAGUGUGAGCAUUAGCUAGCUAGCUAGUUAACGUGAGCUAUUGUGGUUACAAAGUUCAAAAUAUGAUGUGUCAAUGUAACAAACACAGUGCUUGCACAAUGAAUCGCUGAAAUGACACGCACGUUUUUUCAAACGAGACAUUGUAGCUCCAAGAUGUCUCAACUAGGCCUAGCAUUGACGUAUGCAGUUGGGAGAGCGUUCGCAUGUAACGACGUUCGAUAGCUGUCAGUCUAACUGUCUGAUGUUGUUUCCAGACUAGAAUGUUUGGGGAAGUCUGCCAAGGUUCCACAGAAGCAGGUAAAACGUGUUUCUUUGGCUUUGUCAAAGACAUGAUGAAGCCAAGACUGGUUGGGAACAUGAUUUUAUUUCAGAUAAAUAUUUCAUGAUGAAGCAAGACUGGUUGGGAACAUGAUUUUAUUUCAGAUCAAUAUUUCAGUUGUAUGUGAACAAACAAUGAAAUAAAUAUAUUCAUCUUUUUUUUUUUUUUAUACAUAUGCAUUUGUGAUAUAUUAAAUGCACAUAUUUCCCCUGCAUCUGAUAUAGGUGGUCCCUGCACUUCUUGAGACACACAUGCUUAAAGGUAUGUAGGCCUACUCCAUGUGUAAAGAUCUGGUAUGCAGGGUGAAACAAACAACGACUGCUGUGCUUUCCAUUCUAGACUGACCUGGAUUUAUGACUCCCUUAACCAGUUUUUUUACUUUUUGUUCUAGAAGCAGUGGGAGCCAAGUCUUUUACUGCCACACCCGGGUAAGAAUUCACAGCAAGACCAGUUCUAACUGCGUCUUAAAACAUCAGACAUGGUGUUGAGUUGCCAUGAUAGUAAAAACAAGUUGAUGUGAUGCAAAAACGUAUAUAUUUUUGUGUGUGUGUGUUUUGGUAUUUUUCAGAAGUAGCCUUCCUACACAAGCAGUAUCAAAUCCUGUGAAGGUCGGUAAUCAACACUAAGCACAAAAAAGCUAUUGCAUUGAUCAUUUAUUAGUCUGUAUAUCUAAUGAGUUUUUCACCCAGGUCUCUCCACCUGGGAGAUUGGAAGUGCUCUGUGCAGGAGGUGUGAAUAACAUUAGUGUUGGGUUCGCUGGACCGCCUGUGGUCCUCAGCCAAGACCUGAAGGACAAUAAGAAACCACAGCAGUCGGUUUUAGCUGUUACAGGUCAGUAGAGCAUGACAGGACUACUAGAAUAGAAGAGCAUUCCCACUGGGCACACGCUGGUUGAAUCAACGUUGUUUCCACGUCAUUUCAAUGAAAUUAUGUUGAACCAACGUGGAAUAGACGUUGAAUUAACGUAUGUGCCCAGUAGAUUGGAACAUAAAGAAUCUAAUUUUGCACCAAUAUUUUCAAUCUUUUUUGCAUGACUGCUGAAAAAUGAUGAUGAUGUUUUGUGGGGCAGGAGGAAGAGUGUUUAUGCAGCACCGGGCCCGAACUACCCCCUGCUCUGUGUGUGUUCCCCCUCCAGCGGAGCCCCUCCCCCCUCUUGCGCCAGAAGGGGAGGAAGAGAACACUGAGGAGGAUGAUGGUGAGGAGGAUGAUGGUGAGGAGGAUGAUGAUGAUGAGGAGGGACACAGGGCUCCGAUGGAGCUGAUGGCUGAGGUAAAUUAACUCUGCAGUUCACGUCAGACCAAGUCCCACGUUAGACUGACUAAAAAUGAAUAAAUUCAUAUCAGCCAGAGAUGUCAUUUUCCCUGAUUAAUCGAGGAAUCCAGAUUUCUGAUUAACAAUGAGAGGGUUGGUCUGCCUGGAUGGACUAUGACUCCCAUCUGUCUGUGAUUUCAGUUCCUCAAGUCUGUAAUGGAGAAAGACUUUGUGCUGGCAAAGAAACUGUGUCAGAUGAGUAAGCCUGUUUGUCAAAUAUAAAAGUUCUGUCAUUCAUUGUUUUGAUUAUAUGUGUGCAUUUUGUUCAUGUGUCUCUCAUUGCGUCAAUCAACCAAUCAAUGAAUUCAUGAAUUAGCCAACCAGCGGAUGAUUGCUGUGUCUGUGCUCUGUUCUUCCAGUUCUGAUCUAUGAACCAAAUAAUCCAGAAGCCAAACAGUUCAUUCCUCUCAUCCAGGAGAAGCUGGAGAGAGGUGAGUGGCUCCGUCCAACACACACACACACGCACACAAAGGUUAUUUUGGAAGAAUACUUUUGGCCACUGUGGCUGUGUGACAAUUGUUGGAGGUUGGAUUCAAGUGGUCACACCAACCCUGGUUCUGGAGAGCUACUAUGUGUGCAGGCUUUUGUUCCAACACUGACACACCUGAUAUAGCUAAUCAAAGUCUUUGCUUUGUUCUAAUACAAUGUUCCAUCAGAGCAAGAGGAGAAAAGCCAAGAUAAUGAUUGUUCAGACUCCAGUGAUGAAGAUGACUCAGAGGACUCUGAGAGUGAUCAAGAUUCCGCUCAGAGCUCAGACAGCUCCUCAUCAUCAUCAUCGUCAGAUGAGGAAGAGGAGCAGAGGAGGAGACACAAACCAUGUCCACCCUCUCAUCUUUCCCAAUAGCUGUCAGUCACCAGCACACUGCCCAGUUUGACAGUCAAAAGAUCAGUUAGUUUCUUUCCCUUUCGUAUGAAUAUAUAGAUAUAGAAAUUGUGUCACUGUUUUGCAUUUCACAUUCUUACAUUGCCUUGGUGAGGCCAUCACAGCACAAACACAUGGUUUCCUCAUCAACAUGUCACUGUUUAAUCUUCAUGUAAAGAACACAAUAAAGUUCA
Molecule: messenger RNA, 3022 nt
Organism: Coregonus sp. 'balchen'
Lineage: Eukaryota; Metazoa; Chordata; Actinopteri; Salmoniformes; Salmonidae
Source: the annotation of a GenBank genome assembly